Messenger RNA from Camelina sativa (false flax), 1347 nucleotides. RefSeq lists its product as uncharacterized. Gene Ontology annotation, molecular function: protein binding. NCBI's taxonomy places the organism in Eukaryota, Viridiplantae, Streptophyta, Magnoliopsida, Brassicales, Brassicaceae. The record is from RefSeq and is a predicted model, not a curated record.
AUUAACGUUUAUCUUCUUCCCUCACCCUCCCCCAUCAUCAAAGUCCCCAAUUCCCAACACCGUCGUUAAAAAAAAAGAAAAAAAAAAAUGAAACUCAACGUCGUCGUUUCACUUCUCCUCCUUCUAAUCUCAACGGCCACAUGUUGUCCGCCGUCAGACCGCCGUGCACUCCUAGCUUUCAAGUCAGCUCUCCACGAGCCAUACCUCGGCAUUUUCAACUCAUGGACAGGCCAAGACUGUUGCCACAACUGGUACGGUGUUAGCUGCGACUCCCUGACUCACCGAGUCGCCGACAUAAACCUCCGCGGCGAGUCUGAAGAUCCAAUCUUCGAACGAGCUCACCGGACUGGUUACAUGACCGGACACAUCUCCGCCUCCAUAUGCGAACUCACUCGUCUCUCCGCCAUCACAAUCGCCGACUGGAAAGGUAUCUCCGGCGAAAUCCCAAAAUGCAUCACUCGUCUCCCUUUUCUCCGUACGCUCGACUUAAUCGGAAACCAAAUCUCCGGCGGGUUACCGUACGACAUCGGGAGGUUAAACCGGUUAGCUGUUUUAAACGUAGCCGAUAACCGAAUCACCGGUCCGAUUCCGAAAUCGUUAACCAAUCUCGCCAGCUUAAUGCAUUUAGAUCUCCGUAACAACUUGAUCUCCGGCGUGAUCCCGUCGGACAUCGGAAGAAUGAAAAUGCUCAGCCGUGCGUUGUUAUCCGGUAACCGAAUAACCGGUCGGAUACCGGAAUCGUUAACCAAUAUAUACCGGUUAGCUGACGUGGAUCUCUCCGGUAACCAGCUUUACGGUACAAUCCCACCGUCUCUAGGACGCAUGUCGGUUCUAGCAACGCUCAACCUCGACGGAAACAAAAUCUCCGGGGAGAUACCUCAGACACUGAUGACGUCGUCGGUGAUGAACCUGAACUUGAGCCGGAACUUGCUACAAGGGAAGAUACCUGAAGGGUUUGGGCCAAGGUCUUACUUCACAGUUCUUGAUUUGUCGUAUAACAAUCUCAAAGGACCGAUACCGAGAUCUAUCUCUGGUGCGUCGUUCGUUGGUCAUUUGGAUCUUAGCCAUAACCAUCUCUGUGGGAGGAUUCCGAUGGGUUCGCCGUUCGAUCAUCUUGAAGCGGCGUCGUUUAUGUUUAACGACUGUCUUUGUGGUAAACCCUUGAGAGCUUGUUUGAAAACAUGAUUUUUAUAUAUGUAAUUUGAGUUUUUUUUUAAUAUUAAUUAGAGACAUUAUUAUUAUAUUUAUGGGUUAUGCAUUUGAAAACAAGUAAGAUUAUAAAUGUGUGCUACAUUUUAGUUGAAUUGUGGGAUGACCAACAUUAUAUAUAAACUCCAUUUUCAUUAA